This is a messenger RNA of Musa acuminata AAA Group (dessert banana), 369 nucleotides long. RefSeq names its product EPIDERMAL PATTERNING FACTOR-like protein 2. Bases 1 to 369 code for a protein of 122 amino acids. The record is from RefSeq and is a predicted model, not a curated record. Lineage: Eukaryota; Viridiplantae; Streptophyta; Magnoliopsida; Zingiberales; Musaceae. Gene Ontology annotation, biological process: guard cell differentiation; stomatal complex development. The transcript has 3 exons.
AUGGCUCUCUUUAGCUGCUCCGUCAACCCUCCAAGGCAUGUUCAUCUCCUCUCAUUGCUCCUCCUCUUGAGCUCCCUCCAUCCCCUGUGUUUGACUGAAGGUAGGCCAUUUUUGAUGCUUCAGGAGGUUGUGAAGGAGGGCGAAGAGAUGAAGGUGGGGGAGGCGAUGCUCGGAUCGAGGCCGCCGAGAUGUGAAGGAAGGUGCCUCACCUGUGGCCAGUGCGAGGCAAUUCAAGUGCCUGCAGUCCCUCAGGAGACGAGUGGAACCAGGCAUUUCUCCACAGCAAUCACUGCAAGGGGUGAUGACAGCUCCAUCUACAAACCCCUGAGCUGGAAAUGCAAGUGUGGGGGGAUGAUCCUCAACCCAUGA